Messenger RNA from Acipenser ruthenus (sterlet), 1314 nucleotides. RefSeq names its product 26S proteasome non-ATPase regulatory subunit 8. The transcript has 7 exons. Lineage: Eukaryota; Metazoa; Chordata; Actinopteri; Acipenseriformes; Acipenseridae. Bases 300 to 1079 code for a protein of 259 amino acids. The record is from RefSeq and is a predicted model, not a curated record. Gene Ontology annotation, biological process: proteasome-mediated ubiquitin-dependent protein catabolic process. Gene Ontology annotation, cellular component: cytosol; nucleus; proteasome regulatory particle, lid subcomplex.
UAGCUGGGAACAAUUAAAAAAAAAGGUCUAAUUAAGCAAAUUACAGGUUCAAAACAUUCAUCUGUGUGUAAUAAGACUCGCACCUGGGAGCCAUCGCAGAUGUCUCAGAUUGACGAGGCGGGUUGAACCUGCAAAACACGGUACAUGCCCGAAAUUAAACCGGAGAGCGUUGCCACACUUUGACCUCACCAACAUGUCGGCGGGCAAGGCAUCGACAGAAACCGGUUGCUAGGUUACCUCCGCUUUCACCCCCUUACGUCGUAUUCCGCUGACCGGUGCCGCACAAUUGCAGAUUCACCAUGGCGGCGGUGCUGAAAGAGACUGCGGGGAUGUACGAGCAACUGAAAUCGGAGUGGAACAGAAAAAGCCCAAAUUUAAACAAAUGUGGCGAGAUUCUAGCAAAACUCAAGAUCUCUCUCUUGGAACUCAACUUCCUUCCAACCACAGGGACCAAGCUGAGCAAGCAGCAGCUCAUUCUUGCCCGUGAUAUUCUGGAGAUCGGUGCUCAGUGGAGUAUUCUGAAGAAGCUCAUCCCCUCCUUCGAGAGGUACAUGGCUCAGCUCAUGUGCUACUACUUUGACUACAAGGAUGAGCUCCCAGACUCGGCCUAUAAGCACCAGCUGCUGGGUCUGAACCUGCUGUUCCUGCUGUCUCAGAACCGCGUGGCCGAGUUCCACACAGAGCUGGAGCGGCUCAGCGCCAAGGACAUCCAGAGCAACGUGUACAUCAAGCACCCCGUGUCCCUGGAGCAGUACCUCAUGGAGGGAAGCUAUAACAAAGUGUUCCUGGCCAAGGGGAAUAUCCCAGCGGAGAGCUACACCUUCUUCAUAGACAUCCUGCUGGACACCAUCCGGGAUGAGAUCGCCGGCUGCAUUGAGAAGGCCUAUGAGAAAAUCCUCUUCAGUGAAGCCACCAGAGUCCUGUUUUUCAGCUCCCCCAAGAAGAUGACUGACUACGCCAAGAAGUGUGGCGGACUUGAAGAUGAAACCAGAGGCAACUCUCUCAAGCAACCCAGCGCAAUUUGGGGCAUUUUUUCCAGAAAGAUUCUUUGGGUCCCUUUUCUGGAGUUUCAUUUCUAGAUAUCUGUUUUUUUUUUUUUUUUUUAAAGAUCUUUUUCACUGCUGUCUGCAAAACGUCAGAGGCCUGUCUGACGGCCCCACAUUAUACAUUACAAUAAAUAAAUACACCUGCCUGCUUUUUUCUUUUUUUUUUAAGAGAGAGUUUUGCAUUAAGAAUUUGUCUAUCUUUGUCAAGGAACCAAUUGCUGUAAUAUAUAACUAAUGAAUAAUAAAAACAUUUUAAAAGACAAAAAAA